AAAAAACUCCCUCUCUGCUUUGUCCUCCCCGUUCUCCUCUAACAGUCUAACCAGUAACUACCUUACUACUUCCUGCCUGGACCAGAGAAUGUUAGUUGGAAAAGCCAAACAGGUCGGUUUUCAUCGCUUAUAAGAGCUCCCACUGAACCUUCUCUCAUUUUAUCUCUCUGUCCAAAUCCCAACAAGAAAACAAAAAACCAAAAGAAAUGGGGAGAAAUCUCUCUUUUAUGUUUCUCUCUCUUCUCCUUCUUCAUUCUUCCCUCUCUUCUGCAUCGGUUCCUAAUGAUCUUCGCCUUCCUUCCACUGCAAAGUUCCCAACAAUACAAGCAGAAAAGUUAAUCCGGGAUCUUAACCUCUUCCCUAAGGAUGCCGUUGACGUGGUUGGUGACUCUUCGGUUGCUCCGAAGCUCGUCGAGAGAAGGUUUAGCUUCCCAAAUCUUGCUGACCCUAGCGUUUCCUUGGACGAUCUCGGUCACCAUGCUGGAUACUAUCGGCUUCAGCACUCUCACGCCGCCAGGAUGUUCUACCUUUUGUUCGAGUCGAGGAACAGCAAGAAAGAUCCUGUUGUCAUAUGGUUGACUGGAGGGCCAGGUUGUAGCAGUGAAUUGGCUGUUUUCUAUGAAAAUGGGCCUUUCACCAUUGCAAAGAACUUGUCACUUGUCUGGAAUGAGUAUGGCUGGGACAAGACAUCAAACCUUCUAUAUGUUGAUCAGCCUACUGGAACUGGUUUUAGUUAUAGUUCUGAUAGACGUGACCUCCGCCACAAUGAAGAGGGUGUAAGCAACGAUCUAUAUGAUUUCAUGCAGGCAUUCUUUUCUGAGCAUCCUGAGUUUGUGAAGAAUGACUUUUACAUAACUGGAGAAUCAUAUGCUGGGCACUACAUUCCUGCUUUUGCUUCUCGAGUUCACCAAGGAAACAAAGCAAAAGAAGGGAUCCAUAUUAAUCUGAAGGGAUUUGCCAUUGGAAACGGACUUACUGAUCCUGCAAUCCAGUACCAAGCAUACACAGAUUAUGCUUUGGAAAUGGGAAUUAUUAAGGAAGCUGACUACAAGAAUAUUAACAAGAUGCUACCAGCAUGUGAACUGGCAAUAAAACUUUGCGGCACCAAUGGUAAAAUCUCGUGCAUGGCAUCAUAUCUUGUUUGCAAUACCAUAUUCAGUAAGAUCAUGGGGCUCGCUGGUGAUACAAAUUAUUAUGAUAUCAGAAAAAAGUGUGAGGGGAGCCUCUGCUAUGAUUUCUCAAACAUGGAGAAAUUCCUGAACCAGAAGUCUGUAAGGGAUUCCCUUGGAGUUGGGGACAUUGAAUUUGUCUCAUGUAGCCCUACCGUAUACCAGGCAAUGUUGAUGGACUGGAUGAGAAAUCUAGAAGUUGGUAUCCCUGCUCUUCUGGAGGAUGGAGUGAAGUUACUUGUAUAUGCCGGAGAGUAUGAUCUGAUAUGCAACUGGCUUGGGAACUCUAGGUGGGUCCAUGCCAUGGAAUGGUCUGGUCAGAAAGCUUUUGUAGCAUCCCCAACUGUUCCAUUUUUGGUCAAUGGUACAGAAGCAGGCCAAUUGAAGAGCUACGGGCCUCUCAGUUUCCUCAAGGUUCAUGAUGCCGGUCACAUGGUUCCUAUGGAUCAACCCAAGGCUGCAUUGGUGAUGCUGAAGAGGUGGAUGCAGGACAACCUUUCUGAGGCACCAGAGAAUGGGGUUGCUGACAUGUGAUGCCCAUGACCUCAACCAUGAUAGUUGCUGCCACUAGUGCCUCUUUAAUGUUGGCGUCUUCUGUAUGGCUUUAGAGAUGGUGUUGUGGUCUUGGUCUGGAUGCAAGCGUCAUAUUUGCUCCUCCCCUCAAAGGGCUUGUGAAUAUUUUGCCCAAAACACUAGGGUAUCUGAUCUUCUUCUGUGGCUGCGGUCUGCCGGGGAAGUUAGCUGGUUUUAAAGGAUUAUAAUUCAAUAGGGUAUAAAGAGUGUGAUGGUCCAAUACUUGUAGUUUCUAUCCUGUUACACUGGAAUGAGUAAGGCUGGCAAACUUUGCUAAUUUCACA
Messenger RNA from Nelumbo nucifera (sacred lotus), 2026 nucleotides. Its product is annotated as serine carboxypeptidase-like. Lineage: Eukaryota; Viridiplantae; Streptophyta; Magnoliopsida; Proteales; Nelumbonaceae. Gene Ontology annotation, cellular component: vacuole. Gene Ontology annotation, molecular function: serine-type carboxypeptidase activity. Gene Ontology annotation, biological process: proteolysis. The record is from RefSeq and is a predicted model, not a curated record.